This is a messenger RNA of Symbiodinium pilosum, 864 nucleotides long. The record is from the annotation of a GenBank genome assembly. NCBI's taxonomy places the organism in Eukaryota, Dinophyceae, Suessiales, Symbiodiniaceae.
AUGCGGAAGGACCUGCUUAACAUCAAAGGCCUCUCUGACCAGAAGGUUGACAAGAUCAUUGAGGCGGCACGCAAGUCAAGUGAGGCUGGCUUUGUGACUUGCAAGCAGCUCCUCCAUAAGAUGAAAAAUCGCUUCCAGAUCUCUACCGGAGCAGCAAAGCUUGACCAAAUGUUGGGGGGUGGAAUGGAAAGCUGCUCCAUCACAGAGCUUUUCGGGGAGUUCAGGUGCGGAAAGACACAAGUCUGUCAUUCACUCGCGGUGAUGGCCCAGCUGCCUCCAAACAUGGGCGGGGCAAACGGAAAGGUUGUGUACAUCGACACUGAAGGCACAUUUCGACCCGAACGGAUUCGUCAGAUUGCUGAAGGCAAGGGCGUUUCUGCUGAGAUCGCGAUGGACAACAUCGUGUAUGCAAGAUGUUAUACCUCGGACCACCUUGAAGGGUUGCUGCUGGAAGCGGCCAGCCUCAUGGUCAACGACGAAGACCGCUUUGCACUCCUGAUCGUGGAUUCGAUUAUGGGCGGCUUUCGAGUGGACUACUCUGGCAGAGGUGAGCUGGCAGAUCGACAGCAAAAACUUGCUCGAGUGAUGAGCAAGCUGCAGAAGGUGAGCGAGGAGUUCAAUGUGGCCGUCGUUCUCACAAACCAAGUCAUGGCUGACCCAGGGGGCGGCUGCGCCUUCAUGCCAAGCCACCCAAAGCCUGUCGGCGGUCACAUCCUCGCGCACUUCUCCACCACCCGCAUCAUGCUGCGCAAGGGACGGGCUGAGCAGCGCAUUGCGAAGAUAUAUGAUUCUCCGUGCCUACCCGAGAGCGAGAGCGUGUUUGAGAUCUUUGCUGGGGGAGUCAGGAACAGUAGCAGCGACUGA